GGGCUGUGGUACUGUGUGCGUGGUUGUCGCUCCUGGGAUAGAACCUUCCAGUUGCAAGCCGUCACCGACAAGGAAAACAUAUCCGUACCGAUCUACGGAGUGCAUUCUGACAUCAAGACAUUCCCGACGAGGAGCUUCCAAAGGACAUUUGCACCGUCACCGUCUUCCUGACCCCUCACAAACGGCCUGUUCAAAAUGUUCAACAUACAGGCCACGACUUCGAAGCAACGCCUGGCGCUGGCGAUCUGCGACUUCCUCUCGAGGUCAGCCAAUGAUGGCACUCUCCCCGCGGAUGACAAGGAAUCCAUGGACGUGGCGAUCCAGUGCAUCGCCGACUCGUUCAAGGUGGACCCGAACGACAAGAAGGCGAUAGAGGACGCCGUGGGCAACCAGAACCUGGCGCAGAUCUACGGGGUGUACGAGAAGCUCAAGAAAGCGACGCCGUCCUCUUCCGGUAGCAGCAACCCGACAACGUCAGCGUCGGCGUCGUCGGCGUCGGCGUGGGCGUCGGAACCGACAGAGGAGCAGAAGAAGGAGGCAGACGCGCUGAAGAGCCGCGGCAACGCGGCCAUGGCGAGCAAGGACUACGCGGCGGCGGUGGACCUGUACACGCAGGCGCUGGCGGUCACGCCCCGCAACGCGGUGUUCCUGUCGAACCGGGCGGCGGCGCACUCGGCGGCACGGGACCACGAGCUGGCGCGGGCGGACGCCGAGGCGGCCACGACGCUCGACCCUUCGUACACCAAGGCGUGGUCGCGGCUCGGCUUGGCGCGGUUCGCGCUGGGCGAUGCCAAGGGCGCGGCCGAGGCGUAUCAGAAGGGCAUUGAUGCGGAGGGGAACGGCGGCAGCGACGCCAUGCGCAAGGGCCUGGAGACGGCGAAGCGAAGGGUGGCGGAGCUGGAGGCCGAGGGGGCGGCGACGGCUCGUAGUGCGAGCCCCGGUGGUGCGGGUGCCGGUGCGGGUGCGGGUGCCGGUGGCAUGCCCGAUCUGGGCUCCCUGGCGAGCAUGCUGGGCGGCGGGGCCGGUGGGGGCGGUGGCAUGCCCGACUUUGGUCAGAUCAUGAACAACCCCAUGUUCGCGAGCAUGGCGCAGAAUCUUAUGAGCAACCCCGACCUCAUGAGCAACCUGAUGAGCAACCCGCGGCUCCGGGACAUGGCGGAGCAGUUUGGCAGUGGAGGUGGUGUGCCGGAUAUUGGGAGCCUGAUGCAGGACCCCAGCAUUGCCGAAAUGUAGGUUCUUCCCACCCCAACUCUCCACCUAUUCCCCACCUUUCUUCUUCCGCUCCUGUUGGGAGGGGUUGAUUUACUGGCAUGAUAUGAUAAAUACUAACGUCAACGUCUACGAACAGGGCGCGGUCUAUGAUGGGCGAUGGCGGCGGCCCUGGAGCUGGCCCGAACAAUGGAGCUGGUCAGGGUGGAUCGGGUGGACAGUGAAGCAAGUUUAACCUUUGCCUACGACAUACGGGCGAUAUGCGAGAAUGCGUCAAUGAAUAUAACCAAGAGUUGCUGCGUUCUAGUGUAGCAUUCAAGUAGGCAUGGUCUCGAAAAGGUUAUGGCUUUGCGGUUGGGCCCCUUUCCCUCCUAGGUGCUUUUGUGAUGUGGUCGCCCCACCGUUUUACGGGCAAAAUAGCAUUCUGUACGGGCGCCUGAGUACCUUAAGGCCCUAAAUUAAUACUUACGGUAUGUAGUCCGUUAUACCUGUAAUUGCAA
This is a messenger RNA of Sodiomyces alkalinus F11, 1709 nucleotides long. RefSeq names its product small glutamine-rich tetratricopeptide repeat-containing protein 2-like protein. The transcript has 2 exons. Gene Ontology annotation, biological process: post-translational protein targeting to endoplasmic reticulum membrane. The record is from RefSeq and is a predicted model, not a curated record. NCBI's taxonomy places the organism in Eukaryota, Fungi, Ascomycota, Sordariomycetes, Glomerellales, Plectosphaerellaceae. Gene Ontology annotation, molecular function: molecular adaptor activity; protein binding. The coding region runs from base 196 to 1233 and encodes 345 amino acids. Gene Ontology annotation, cellular component: TRC complex; membrane.